AUGACGCCCGAUCCAGAGCUGCCUCCGGUUGAAGACGAGGAAGCGGGCGUCAUGGGACUCAUGGAAAUUGACCCCUCACCUAUUGAAGAAGAGCCACUGCAGUACAAGGAAAGCAGUUACUUCGCCUCACGAGGCAGUCCAAACAACGACAGCGAAGAAGCAAGAGGAAUACGGCGAAUGAACACCCUGGGUCUACGAUUAGGCGACCAUGGACCAGCCUGGUGGCUCCUACGUAUCCAAAAAUACUCCUCCUACGCAUUCACCCUCUUCUCAGCCUUCCACAUAGCAAACACAUCCCUCAUCCCUCUCGCCACCCGCUCUGUCCCACAGGCAAACCGCUACCUACUCCUCACGAGGCCCUACUACCAAUCAACCCUCACUGAGCCUCUACUCGUCGCCCUCCCCCUCGCCGCACAUAUCACCUCGGGCAUUGCUCUGCGGCUAUACCGCCGGCGUCAAGCCCUCCGCCGCUAUGGAGCAGAGACCCGAACAGAUAAACGAACAAUUCCCUGGCCGGCGCUGAGUGGCACCAGUAUAUUGGGUUAUGCACUGGUCCCAUUUGCAGGGUUUCAUAUUUGGACUACGAGGCUGUUGCCAUUGUAUGCACAUGGUGAUUCGAGUCUGAUCAAUUUAAGCUACAUCAGUCAUGGUUUCGCAUCACAUCCUGUUGUUUCGUUUGCGGGCUUCUCGGCCCUUGUGGGUGUGGGCGUGUUUCAUUUCGUUUGGGGUGCGGCCAAGUGGAUGGGGUGGACGCCUAGUCAGGUGAAGAUUACGGAGGAGCAAAGAGACUUGGUGCGGAAGAGGAGAUGGUAUGUCUUGAAUGGAUUGUCGGCGGGGGUGACGGCAUUGUGGUUGGCGGGUGGCCUGGGCGUUGUGGGAAGGGAUGGGAAGAUGGUGGGCUGGGUCGGCAAGGAGUACGAUGAGUUAUACAAGUACAUCCCGCUCAUUGGGCGGUCAUUUGGGACAUUAUCCAAGUUUCUUAUAAUGGAAUGA
Molecule: messenger RNA, 993 nt
Organism: Plenodomus lingam JN3
Lineage: Eukaryota; Fungi; Ascomycota; Dothideomycetes; Pleosporales; Leptosphaeriaceae
Biological process (GO): mitochondrion organization; lipid homeostasis
Cellular component (GO): mitochondrial outer membrane
Source: RefSeq, a predicted model, not a curated record